Jaculus jaculus (lesser Egyptian jerboa) is the source of this 3338-nucleotide messenger RNA. It is a transcript of the gene Creb3l2, whose product is annotated as cAMP responsive element binding protein 3 like 2. The transcript is spliced from 12 exons. Gene Ontology annotation, biological process: regulation of transcription by RNA polymerase II. Gene Ontology annotation, molecular function: cAMP response element binding; DNA-binding transcription factor activity, RNA polymerase II-specific. Bases 381 to 1943 code for a protein of 520 amino acids. The record is from RefSeq and is a predicted model, not a curated record. NCBI's taxonomy places the organism in Eukaryota, Metazoa, Chordata, Mammalia, Rodentia, Dipodidae.
AGUUUCUCUGGAGCAGUAGUGGGAAGUGGGCUCGCGGCGGGCGAGGGUUUUUGUUUUGUCUCGUUCGUUUUCUCCGCACGCGAGCUGGUCUCUCCUCUCCGUGUUGGAUGCACGUGCCGACUUAAUCGCUGCAGCCUCCGAUCGGAGCCCCAGCGCGGCUGGCCCUCAUCCUCAGCCCCCCGGGGAGGGUGGUUGCUCUGGAUCUCCGACUUCACGGGGCGGGAGCGGUGUCUCUCUGGGGCUCCAGCCCGAGUGCAUAAGACACCUCGCACACCCACCCGCGCGCGCGCGCACGCCCGCACGCACGCACACCCACACCCACACCCACGCGCGGACACAGGCGGCCCCGCCGGCUCCCCGCCAGCCCGAGCAUCCCGGCCAUGGAGGUGCUGGAGAGCGGGGAGCAGGGCGUCCUGCAGUGGGACCGCAAGCUGAGCGAGCUGUCAGAGCCCGGGGACACCGACGCCCUCAUGUACCACACGCACUUCUCAGAACUUCUGGAUGAGUUUUCCCAGAAUGUGUUGGGCCAGCUCCUGAAUGACCCCUUCCUCUCAGAGAAGAGCGCGUCCAUGGAGGCAGAACCGUCCCCCACGUCACCCGCGCCUCUCAUCCAGGCCGAGCACAGCUACUCCCUGUGUGAGGAGCCCCGCGCCCAGUCGCCGUUCACCCACGGGGCCACCAGUGACAGCUUCAACGAAGAGGAGGUGGAAAGUGAGAAAUGGUACCUGUCUACGGACUUUCCUUCAACAACCAUCAAGACAGAACCACUUACAGAGGAGCCACCCCCAGGACUUGUACCUUCUGUCACUCUGACCAUCACAACCAUUUCUGCCCCUUUUGAAAAGGAGGAGCCCCCUCUGGAGAUGAAUACUGGGGUGGAUUCCUCUUGCCAGACAAUUAUUCCGAAGAUCAAGCUGGAGCCCCAUGAAGUGGACCAGUUCCUAAACUUCUCUCCUAAGGAAGCCUCGGUGGACCACCUGCACUUACCGCCAACACCGCCCAGCAGCCACAGCAGCGACUCCGAGGGCAGCCUGAGCCCCAACCCACGCCUGCAUCCUUUCGGCCUGCCUCAGACCCACAGUCCUGCUCGAGCCGUGCCCCGAGCCCCCUCUGCCCUGUCCACGUCUCCUCUCCUCACGGCUCCGCACAAGCUGCAGGGGUCUGGCCCGCUGGUCUUGACGGAGGAGGAGAACAGGACCCUGAUCGCAGAGGGUUAUCCCAUCCCGACCAAACUGCCCCUGACGAAAUCUGAGGAGAAGGCCCUCAAGAAAAUCCGGAGGAAAAUCAAGAAUAAGAUAUCUGCCCAGGAAAGUAGGAGAAAGAAGAAAGAGUACAUGGACAGCUUGGAGAAAAAAGUGGAGUCUUGUUCAACUGAGAACUUGGAGCUGCGGAAGAAGGUGGAGGUCCUGGAGAACACCAACCGGACUCUGCUGCAACAGCUCCAGAAGCUCCAGGCUCUGGUGAUGGGGAAGGUCUCUCGCACCUGCAAGUUGGCUGGCACGCAGACUGGCACCUGCCUCAUGGUCGCUGUGCUGUGCUUUGCCGUCGCCUUCGGCAGCCUCUUUCAGGGCCCCGGGCUCUACCCUCCCGCUACCAAGGCGGCGCUGCCCAUACAGCGUUCCCCGUCAGAGCCGUACACGGCCUCAGUUGUGAGAUCCAGGAACCUGCUCAUCUAUGAGGAGCACUCUCCCCUGGAGGAAGUAUCCAGCCCUACUUCGUCUGGGGAGCUUGGAGGCUGGGACCGAGGCUCCUCCCUGCUCAGGGCCUCGGGGCUGGAGUCCCUGCCGGAUGCGGAUCUUCCCCAUUUCCUGCUCUCCAAUGAGACCAGCUUGGAGAAGGCGGUGCUGUUGGAGCUGCAGCAGCACCUGGUCAGCGGCCAGCUGGAAGGGAAUGAAACCCUGAAAGUAGUAGAACUCGACAGAAGAGUGAACACCACCUUCUAAGGAGGCUGGCUCCACCCGCCCCCUUCCCAUAACCCGCCUGUACACCCCCAAACCAGCUUGGUCAUAAGCUUCUCCUCUUCACCGCUGGAUCCUGGGGAGGACACGGACCGGUGUUAGUGGCUCCACUCGGGAGGCCAGCCUGGGGUUUCCACCUAUGUGUCCCCGAGGCUCUGUGCGUAAGAGAGCCAGCACCUCUCUCUCCCUCUGUCUUACUGCCGUAGAAAUGACUUAGAGGUCAGGGUAGGACAAGCAGGCUUGUUGCCACCCAUAGUGCCAAAACACUGCCGCCUGAUUCUCCCCUGCGAAUGCGUGACCCUUGUCUUUGAAGAGGACACAACUCAUGUUCUAUCGAGACCCCAGACUCUAGCCCCAGACGGGCCCCACUGCCUGCUGGGCGGUGUGGCAAAGCACUGACUCAUGACCUCCCUUGCUCACGCUGCAGCCCCAGUGUGAGCCCCAGAAGCCCUGCUGGCGCCAGUGAGCGGCUCCAGUGCCCCCCACCAAGCUCUGCCCUCCCCUCGGAGCCUUCUCGCUGGACGGGCCCUCGCCUGCGCAGGCAGACUGGACUCCCACAGUUUUCUCAGGCCGCAAGUGCAAUGCCUGAAGCCAUCAGGCUCUCCUCCCCCAGGCCAACCUGCCCAUCACUUUGCUUGUAGGACCUCCCCCAACCUGCCUCCCCAGGGACUGUAGUUGUGCCUCCCCAGCUUCUCCUCCCCACUUGUAAAUAGUAUUUAUUAGCUUGCUGAGAACCACCCCCCCCCCACUUGACCCACCACGCUUAAAGAGAAUCCAUGCCUCCUUCCAGAUAGCAGUUUUCCUCUUGGCCUUUGGAGCCAAAGGGCCCUUUUAGGAUGGGGGUGGGAAAUCCGCGAUUUCUCCAGCUUUUGUUUUGUUUCCUUAUUUUUUUUUAAAAAAAUUGGAGGCAUGUAUCAUAAUUACUGUUUUGAGUUCCCUUUAAGCAUGUGUUCUCCCCCCCCCCCCACCCUUGCAUGAAUGCAGAAGGAAUGACUGAGCAGCACCUUCCUCUGGCCCAGUGGCUCUGUGUCCCUGUGGCUUUCUCUUUCUGGCUCCUAGGACAAAGAAGAGAAGCCCUGCCCUGACUGCGGGGUGUUCUUGACGUCACACCUGCAGCCCCUCCUCCCUUGCCCCCUCCCUUUCUGCCUCCCUUCCCCCCCCCCCACCUGCCUCCGCUAAGGGCGCUGGAGUCUGGUGACGUUCUUGGGUUCAGUUCACACCCUUACCUUUCACAGUCAGGUCUGGCUACUUUGCAGCUCGCCCAAAGAGACGUAACUAACCCCAGCCUACUUUUAUUUUUUUGUAAUGGAUUAAAAUUAAAUUUUGUAGUUUGAAAAAAAAAAAAAACCAACCCUUUCCUCUUUCAUACAAAUAAGAAAU